Messenger RNA from Purpureocillium takamizusanense, 2183 nucleotides. RefSeq lists its product as uncharacterized. Gene Ontology annotation, molecular function: spindle pole body-nuclear membrane anchor activity. NCBI's taxonomy places the organism in Eukaryota, Fungi, Ascomycota, Sordariomycetes, Hypocreales, Ophiocordycipitaceae. The transcript has 3 exons. Bases 107 to 2089 code for a protein of 660 amino acids. Gene Ontology annotation, biological process: nuclear pore organization; spindle pole body localization. Gene Ontology annotation, cellular component: nuclear pore transmembrane ring; spindle pole body. The record is from RefSeq and is a predicted model, not a curated record.
UUUACGUACUGCCCUGCUAGGAUCCUGCACUUGCACUUGCCAUCCGUCGAGCGUCGACCAACCUCUCCCUCCACCGCCAGCCCAGCAUCACGAGGCGCCCGUGGACAUGGCCGGCCCUCCAGCUCGACGGGCUUCCUACAAGGACACCCUGCAGCCGGCUUUGCACCGGCGCUUCUCCUCGACGGCCACCAUCCUCCUCGCCGUCUCAUACAUUGAAGCCCUGCUCCUCACCAGCUGGAAUUCCUACUUUUGGUCCUGGUUUCCCAUCGGCCCCGCCGGCAUCCGAACCGCCAUCAUCUUCUCGUGCGGCCUGGCCAUCCUCGUACUGCGAAUCGCCCACUAUCAUGUCGGCCUUAGGACGACCGAGUCGGGUCUGCAAACGCUUGGCUCCACACUGCUGAGCCUGCAGACAUACGAGACGGGCCUGUGGUAUGGCGUCUCGAGCUCCAUAUUCUGCCCCGUCUUCCUCUUCUCCAUGGCCGAUUCGUCCAACCUGCGCUGGAUCACCUACUUCACCGGCGACCGAGCCAGGCUCAACGAGCGCCCGCUGUUUCUGGCCUGCUAUCUCGGCGCUUGCGCCCUGGUGCAGACGAUCAUCCACUACCGGUAUGACUUGGACCGGCUCGACCUGAACUUGCCGACCAAGCCGAAGGCGGGAGAGUCGGGCAAGAAGCUGGGCGUUCUGUCCAUGCCUUUCCAGGCCGUGCUUCUACAGGUUCCCGCCUUGCUAGGCCGCUGUUUCAGGAGGGCUGCCUUCUCGGUGGCCGCGGCAUUAUGCCUCUACCAUGUCGUCCUUCGGUCGUUCGCCUGGGGUUGGACCUUGGCGCUGCUCCGCCCUUUCUACAACUUGCCCAGAACGAGCAUGCUCCCUCCGUCGUGGCCCAUUGACCUAUACCUCCUUGCACGCUGCGUAUAUGCAGGGACCCUCCUCAACUUCUUAUGGGCCGUAGGGAAUACGGCCUUCUCAAUUUUCAUGGUCAAGACGCCCCUGAAGAACGGCAAGCCGUUGACGUCCGAGUCCAAAGAUCCCAACGGGAGCUUGCUCAAUGGGCUGAAGAGCAAAAAGCUUUCUAUUCAGUCAUUUGCCAUGUGGGAGUUGGCGCUCAUUGCGCAAGAUUUCGAGACCCGUAGGCAAGCCAUUUACUGUGAUAUCGACCGCAAGGAUGGACCGAUGUGGGCGCAGGUGUACGCGAUUUGCAUGGGUCUGCUCAAGAGCAUCGAGACGCGCGUCGACGAGUACGGAAAGGUGCCGGCUGCUGUGUCUGCUAGCGAAGCGAUAACCGUGGCGCCAAAGCAGCGAUCCUCGGCCCCUCUACGAGAAGAUCCCAUAUUCAGCAAGAGAAGCCAAGCCUCGGGACUAGUAGAGAAGGCCAUCGAUCAUAUUGCGCGGAGCCCGGGGACGUCCCCCGUGUCUGAACUCAGCCCACUGGCUAAGAAGACGUGGAAGACGGCCAAGGACCGAGUUCUGACCAAGGAGCAACAAGAGGCACUAUCACCGGAGCACUUGCGCGGCGAGUUGGAUCAGUGGACGGCGCGUGUGAUGAAACUCGAUGGGGUCGGUGCGCUGUUGAGCCACAGCUUCCGCACUCGCUUCGCGGCCGCGGCCCUCGGCGCGCCGUUUGCAGAGCCGAUGCUGUACGUGCAUGCGACGCAGGCCCUGUGCCAACUUGCCGUCCACAGCCUCGGAGAGGACCAGUUUGGCAACGUCCACCGCGAUGUGGCGAGUAUAGUGCGGACGCUGACGUCUGUAAUUCGAAAGCUGGAGGCGCUGAAGGCGCAUUUUCCCGCGCAUUGGACGGAUACUGCGGGUGUGAAGGAGACGCCCGAAGUCGACCAGGUGUUGGAUGCGCUGCGGACGGGACUGGACCAAGUCGUGACCAAGUUUGAGCCUUACAGCAACGACCUGAGGCUCUCGCUUGGCGACGUGCGGCUGGCCAAGGAGGCCGCCGCCCAGCCGAGGGCGGUCGAGCCUAAGGCCAAGGAAGCGGUCAGCAGCCGCAGCAAAGCUUCUGAAGAGAAGAAGAAGCCGGAGGUGAGGAGACCGCAAAGGAGAGAGCAAACGCGGCCGGAGAUGGAGCAGGUGCGGUAGCUACGUCAGCGCCUAGCUAUGUAGGCAUCUGCGUGCUGUACAAUGUAAUGUAUCACGAUACCAAGGAAUGGACCGCAGAAUAGAAUACUUUGAC